GCCGCUGGGUCCGUCUGUGUUUCCCCGAGAUGAGCCCGGGGCGGCGGGGGCUGCACAGGCUCCCGUGCCGGACGGCGCCAGGGCGGCCGCGGGGCUGAUCGAUGGUAAAUGGUGCUUUACUCACCGCCGAGACCACGCAAAUGACAAAUGACGGCGUUGCGAAGGCUGCCGGAGGGGCAGGAGACGCCUGUACCACCCUCCCCUGGGACUCUCAGAGUCAAUGGAGUUUAUUACCUUAACGUUAUUUCCUCUUUCUGAACGGCAGCUUUUUGGCAGCGCUGCUUUGCAGAUAAGGAGCCAGCCCCUGGCAGGGGCAGGGUCUCGGCACCGCGAUUUGUUUGGCCAGCGGUGGGAAGGGAAGCCCCCUGGCACAGCCCCCAGCCUCUCAGCUGACAGCGGACGAGACGGAGAAGGUGGAUAAGGGCAGGCGGCUUCUCCGAGCUCAGCUCCGAGGGGGAAGCAGCGGCGGGAUUUCAUUUGCCUGCCUCUUAAGGCAGUGAAGUCUCCAUCCCCUCCCACGCUCCCUCCCAGCCCUGACCCUGUCCGGCGCAGGGGUGGUGGGACCUCAGCAUUCAUCUGGAGUUCCCCAACAAGACCCAUGAAUCCCUAUGUCAACUGCUCCAGUUCCGAGUUCCCUCUGCCUCAGCAAGACUUCCCUGUGGAGCCCAUCAGCCCCGAUCUCAGCAACAGGACUCACCCAGAGACCUUGUUUGACCCCAAGGAUGCCAACCUGACAGAGGAGCAGCUGCGGGAUAAGUACCUGGGACCUCGACGGUCCAACUUCUUUGUCCCAGUCUGUGUCAUUUACCUGCUGAUCUUCUUGGUGGGGGCUGUGGGCAACACCCUCACCUGCAUCGUCAUCCUGCGGCACCGGUUCAUGAGGACUCCCACCAACUACUACCUGUUCAGCCUGGCCGUGUCCGACCUGCUGGUGCUGCUGCUGGGGAUGCCACUGGAGCUGUACGACAUGUGGAGCAACUACCCCUUCCUGCUGGGGGCCAGUGGCUGCUAUUUCAAAACGCUGCUCUUUGAGGCCGUCUGCUUCGCCUCCAUCCUCAACGUCACAGCCCUGAGCGUGGAGCGCUACAUCGCCGUGGUUCACCCGCUCAAAGCCAAGUACGUGGUGACCAGGAACCACGCCAAGAGGGUCAUUGUCACCAUCUGGGUCUUGUCGGUCAUCUGCUCCAUCCCCAACACCAGCCUCCACGGGCUGCAGCCUCUCUAUGUGCCGGGACGGGGGCGGGUGCCCAAUUCAGAGAUCUGCACCCUGGUGAAACCACGCUUGACCUACAAUCUCAUCAUCCAGGUCACCACCAUCAUCUUCUUCUUCCUGCCCAUGGGGACCAUCAGUAUCCUCUACCUUCUUAUUGGCCUGCAGCUCAAGAAAGAAAAGAUGCUGGAAGCCUUGGGAGCCAAGACCGGCAGCAGCCGCAACUGCCACAACACCCAGGGGCAGAAGAAAGUCAAGAGGAGGCAGGUCACAAAGAUGCUGUUCGUGCUGGUGGUGGUGUUUGGGAUCUGCUGGGCUCCCUUCCACACCGACCGCCUCGUCUGGAGCUUUGUCUCCACCUGGACCAGCAGCAUGCUCCACAUGUUCCAGUACGUCCACAUCAUCUCCGGCGUCUUCUUCUACCUGAGCUCGGCCGCCAACCCCAUCCUGUACAACCUGCUGUCCACGCGGUUCCGGGAGGCGUUCCGGGAGGCGCUGUGCCGGCCGCGGCGCCGCUCGCCCUGGGCUCGCCGCUCGUCGCGCAGCGUCACCCGCACCGCCUCCCGCAGCACCGAGUGCGAGCCCGCGCCCGCCUCCUGCGCCCUGCCCCUCGCUGCCCUGGACUGCGAGCUGGGGGACGUGCACAGGGGCCAGGCAAUGUCCCUCUGCUGAAGAGCGGGAGCAGCUUUCCUCACCGCCAGCACCAUCUGAC
Molecule: messenger RNA, 1922 nt
Organism: Oenanthe melanoleuca
Lineage: Eukaryota; Metazoa; Chordata; Aves; Passeriformes; Muscicapidae
Gene: NMUR1
Product: neuromedin U receptor 1
Exons: 3
Coding region: 599-1882 (427 amino acids)
Biological process (GO): G protein-coupled receptor signaling pathway
Cellular component (GO): plasma membrane
Molecular function (GO): neuromedin U receptor activity
Source: RefSeq, a predicted model, not a curated record